AUGAAGCUUUUUUGGUAUUUAGUUACAUCAUUUAUUAUCUGGGUAGUAGAGGCUGUUCCAGUUAUCCCAUUAGAAACAAGAUCACUGUUAAUACCACCAUCAGAUGAUCCAUUUUAUAAUCCACCUGUUGGUUUUGAAAAAGAGCCCUUGGGAGCCAUCUUAAGACAAAGAAGAAAUGAUCAUCUGUAUGGGUUCUUAUUUCUUCCGCAAAAUAUUGAAGCGGCUUACCAAUUCUUAGUGAGAUCCGAAGAUUCAUUCGGUGAACCAAUUGGAGUAGUCACAACUCUCUUUGUUCCUCACAAUGCUGACCCUACAAAAUUGUUAUCUUACCAGGUUGCAGAAGAUUCCUCCUAUAAAAAUUGCGCUCCAUCCUAUGCUAUGCAAAAUGGAGCCCCACUCUCAACAAUUGUAACUCCACAACUAGAGGGUUUCUUGACUCAAGCUGGUUUGAAUCAAGGAUGGUAUGUAGUUGUUCCAGAUCAUGAAGGUCCCAAGUCAACGUAUGUUGCAGGGUACCUGGCAGGUAAAGCUGUGUUGAACUCUAUUAGGGCAGUUUUGAGCUCAGGAAAUGAUACCGGUAUUGAUCCAGAUGCAGAAGUAGCUCUUUGGGGAUAUUCUGGUGGGUCUCUUGGUACUGGAUGGGGAGCGCAGUUACAUCCAACGUAUGCCCCAGAAUUAAACUUGAUCGGUGCGGCUUAUGGAGGAAUUAUUGUAAAUGUUAGUAGUGUUGCCAAAUAUAAUUUGGGGAAAGCUACUGCGGGGCUUGUAUUCUCUGCUAUAAAUGGGCUUACUAACGAAUACCCUGAAUUGAAUACGUAUGUCAACGAGAAUGUUUUUCCACUGAAAUUAAAAAAAUUUAGAAAGCCUCAAAGUGAAUGUCUCAUUCAAUACGUUCUCCCAUUUGCAUUCAAUGAUUUGAAAGAUUAUAUACCUGAAGGGGACAACGUUUUCAAUACAGAUCUCGUUAGAAAUAUAUCUGAUCAUAAUAACAUGCUCCUAAAUGGUAUGAUUCCUGAUAUUCCAAUCUUUUUGUACAAUUCCAAAAAUGAUGAAAUUGUUCCUCCAGGAGACACUGACGAUUUGUACGAACAUUUUUGCUCCCAAGGGGUCAGUGUGGAAUAUAGACAAGAUAGAUUUUCGGAGCAUAUUCUGACGCAAGUGGUUGGAUCCGGUUGGGCAUUUGAAUGGAUCAGAGAAAGAUUUAAUGGCACAGCUCCAGUUUCCAAAUGUGUGAAGACGACAGUAUUUACCUCUUUGACUGAGCCAUUAAAUCUUGCUGGUUUAGAAUACAUCGCGGGGCAUGCUUUAGAUACUCUUAAAGGAGAACCUGUUGGUCCUGGACAAGGGACAACUUCUUAA
Molecule: messenger RNA, 1359 nt
Organism: [Candida] anglica
Lineage: Eukaryota; Fungi; Ascomycota; Pichiomycetes; Serinales; Debaryomycetaceae
Source: the annotation of a GenBank genome assembly